Molecule: messenger RNA, 960 nt
Organism: Daktulosphaira vitifoliae (grape phylloxera)
Lineage: Eukaryota; Metazoa; Arthropoda; Insecta; Hemiptera; Phylloxeridae
Product: dmX-like protein 1
Exons: 2
Coding region: 227-472 (81 amino acids)
Biological process (GO): vacuolar acidification
Cellular component (GO): RAVE complex
Source: RefSeq, a predicted model, not a curated record
UUUUGAGGGUAAUGUCUUUGACUAGAUAUGAUUUGUGAUCUUUUGACGUAUCGUUGAAAGAAAUUGGUUUGGUGAGAGCUGAGAAAAAGUGGUAACAGACACAAAAAAAAACACAUCAUAGUAAAAUUAAUACCUUCUCAGCUUCACAUCGAAGCUAAAAUAAAGUUGACAUACUUAUAAUUAAAGAGUAAUUUUGUAUGUAUUUAUAAAUUUUGUCUAAGUUAUUAUGAAAGGACCCAAAUUUGUUGUUGGAAUAUACUGUAACAUAGAAAUAUUUUUCGUUUUAGAGAUAUGGAAUUUGUCCACUCAUCAAUUAAUGUACACUUUCCCUGCAGAACAUGCUCGCUCUAGUUUCUUUAAACAUAUUGGUCAAGGAGUCACACAAUUACAUGUAGAUUCAUCAGCAAGGCUUUUUUCUUGUGGUGCUGAUGGUUCUAUGAAAGUUAGACAGUUGCCAGAUAGGUAUCAUUAAAAAUUUAUCAUAUAAUUAAGAACUAUUAUUUGUUUUAACAAAACAGCACUAGUCAUAUAUAAACAUAUUGUAGGAAAACAUUGUUUUUUUAAAUAGCUAUCUGUUAAUACUCUGUGUUUAACUUUACCCUACAAAUUUAUUAUAAUUAUUAUAAAUUAUACUAGAAAUUUUUUUAUAGAAAUGUAUUUAAUUAUACAUACUUAUUUAUAUUUGUUAAAUAUUUAGUAGCUAUGUUCAUUAUUUUCAAAAUGUGCAAUAAAAAUGCUUAUAUUUUAUUUUAACUGUUUACCACCUUUAUAAAUGAGCAAUAAUAGUCAAGCGCUUAAGCAUUAGUACAUAUUUAUAUUAAAGAAUAUUUCAUUAGUUAGAGAUUUCUUUACUUGGGUAAGGCUUUGUAUUUUAUAUUACAUAAAGGAACAUAUACAUAAGCUCGUUUUGCUACAGUAUUAUAAUACUUAUACAAUUAAAUAUAAAUAUUUUUCCCUUGU